CUCAACCAAGUCGAUGUGGCAGGGUACACGGCGCUGGCGUUGGCGGUCGAGCAAGAACACACGUUGGCGGUGGAUGCUCUCUUGGUGUCUGGCGCCGACGCGACGAUCCCGUGUCCGGUGCGAUACAUCCACCUUGGCAUCAAGUGCGACACUAUGUUAGGACGGCUACUCGGUCUUGGCGACGGCCAUUCGACGCUUCCAUCGGGCAUUGGCCGCGACGCUGUAUACCUACGUGUACCCGCCGGCUGUUGCGGCGUCCGCAGAGGACAUUGCGAUCGCUUGGACAAUGGUUGCCAAGGACAAAAUUCAUGUCUCGAUGGGAUCGUACAAGCACCAACCGGUGGUGCUCAAGGGUCCCGAGUGCCCCAUGCUCCGCAUCCAAAGGGCCAUGCGCGCCGAGAUUCUUUCGAUGCAGCUGGCAACGUCGCCGUAUGUGCUGCCGCUAUUGGCCGUCCUCGACAGCACCAAGGACUUGCGUGCGCCGUUGGCCGUGGCUGGGACGCGUCCGCUCUUUUGUCCCACGCUCCUCGUCGAGCACAUGGAAGACGGCGAUCUGGCAGCGUACCACGACGCCUUGCGCUACGCCAAUCAUGACACGGCGACAGAACCCGCGAUCGUACCGCCUUUGGCGAUUGCGUGGGUCGUUGCGAAUGCGCUCUUGGAUCUGCACGCCAAGAACGUGUUGCAUCGGGAUAUCAAGAGCCGCAACAUUUUUCUCUCCAAGCGCCAUUUUGUGCGCCUCGGCGACCUGGGCUCGGCGCGAACACUUGGUGCGUUCAUGACGAGCAGCGUCGGCACGAUCUGCUGGAUCGCCCCCGAAGUGUUUCGAGUGCCGGGUGAGACUGCCGAAGACUGCGUCUAUACGUCGGCCGCCGACAUUUACUCGUUUGGCGUCGUCUUGACCGAGCUCUUCACGCACACCGAGCCGUACUCGGAGCUUGUCGACCGCAGAAACGUGGAAACGCUGGUGCGGACGGGCCAGCUGCGGCCUCGCAUCAGUGAAGCGUGCCCGCUUUGGCUUCGGACGCUCACCGAAAAGUGUUUGGCGUUUGACCCAACAGCGCGUCCGACGGCUGCGGAGAUCGUCGACGAGCUCUACGCCCAUCGUGACGAAGCCGGGAUGUCGCUAAUGACAGCGACGACCGAGACGACGCCGAUGAUAAUGCCGACGAUGACGGAGAUGCCGACGACGACGGAGAUGUCGACAGAGUCG
This is a messenger RNA of Saprolegnia diclina VS20, 1213 nucleotides long. RefSeq names its product TKL protein kinase. Gene Ontology annotation, biological process: protein phosphorylation. The record is from RefSeq and is a predicted model, not a curated record. Lineage: Eukaryota; Oomycota; Saprolegniomycetes; Saprolegniales; Saprolegniaceae. The transcript is spliced from 4 exons. Gene Ontology annotation, molecular function: protein kinase activity; ATP binding. The annotation marks the transcript as partial.